Molecule: messenger RNA, 992 nt
Organism: Cuscuta epithymum
Lineage: Eukaryota; Viridiplantae; Streptophyta; Magnoliopsida; Solanales; Convolvulaceae
Source: the annotation of a GenBank genome assembly
GUAAAAAAUCAAACCAGCAUCGGGAAUGUGAGGAUGCACGCAGCCGCAGCGGCUCUGGGAAUAUCGACGGCGCAAGCGCUACACAGUUCAGGGUUUGGUAGGCCGCCGAUAAGGAUCGUUUCUCUGUGCAGGCCAAAAAUUAGCCUCAAGUCUUCGUCUUUCUCUGCUGCUACUAGUCAUCAUUCCAUUUCCAUGGCAUCUCAACCCAAGUGGGCUCAGAAAACCAUAACCCUACCCCCUCAAACACGGGGCUGUCACCUCGUUACCUCUACGAUCAUCAACGAAAUAAGGCAAGAUCUGUCAGGGUUCAAAUGUGGGCUUGCUCAUCUAUUUUUGCAACAUACAAGUGCUUCUUUGACCAUCAAUGAAAAUUAUGACUCAGAUGUUCGAGAUGACACCGAGACAUUUUUGAGCAGGAUUGUUCCAGAGGGGAGGUCUGCACCAUGGAAGCACACCCUAGAAGGUCCUGAUGACAUGCCUGCUCACAUUAAGUCAUCAAUGUUUGGCUGCACACUAACGAUACCCAUAACAGAUGGAAAGCUAAACAUGGGAACUUGGCAGGGAAUAUGGCUUUGUGAGCACCGGGAUGAGGCUACCCCACGCAAAAUUGUCAUCACCCUUAAUGGGAUAUAAUAGGUAUAUGAGGUGCGAAAUGCCAGAGGCCGUGUUUGUAUGGGAUCCACCUGCUACUCUUGAUGCACGAGGUCCGAGACAUAGUUCAUACCCCGGAUAAGGAAUUACCAAAUGUACUCAUUUUGUUUUUUAUUUUUAGCUCAGAUGACAAGUACUUAUGUACUGCAUGUUAAAUCUGCCCAGAGGAUAUAGUACAAAUUGAAGCUUGUAUAUUGGUCCCGGUUCUUGUGUUGGUUCCGGGUCUUUAGCUUGUGUAAAAAAUAAUGAUAACUGGGACUGAAAUUGAAAGCCGAAUCGGUACUAUUUAGAGGAACUAAUUUGGGCUGGUUACUAAACAAGUGACUAGUACUGGUUCUGUU